This is a messenger RNA of Melitaea cinxia (Glanville fritillary), 550 nucleotides long. RefSeq names its product 60S acidic ribosomal protein P2 (gene RpLP2). Bases 115 to 450 code for a protein of 111 amino acids. The transcript has 5 exons. Gene Ontology annotation, cellular component: ribosome; cytosolic large ribosomal subunit. Gene Ontology annotation, biological process: cytoplasmic translational elongation. NCBI's taxonomy places the organism in Eukaryota, Metazoa, Arthropoda, Insecta, Lepidoptera, Nymphalidae. The record is from RefSeq and is a predicted model, not a curated record. Gene Ontology annotation, molecular function: structural constituent of ribosome.
AAACAAAAAGAGAAACAUCUCAUUUGCUUUCUUUUGCUUUGACACUUUGUUCAAGCAAACGUCUCUUUACGGCAAAACACGUUUCGUGUCAAUAGGACUUAAAAGUUUUCCAGAAUGCGUUACGUGGCCGCGUAUUUGUUAGCUGUGCUCGGAGGCAAGGCAUCGCCUGCUGCCGCAGACUUGGAGAAAAUCCUGAGUUCUGUCGGUAUCGAGGCUGACUCUGACAAACUCAAGAAGGUUAUCGACGAGCUCGAUGGUAAAUCCGUCGAGGACUUGAUCGCUCAAGGUCGUGAGAAGUUGUCAUCGAUGCCAGCUGGUGGUGCGGCCCCGGCCGCUGCCGCCGCAGCCCCGGCUGCCGCUGCCGUUGAAGAAAAGAAAGAAGAGAAAGAAGCCAAGAAGGAAGAGUCUGAAUCGGACGAUGAAGAUAUGGGCUUCGGACUUUUUGACUAAACUUUUUAAGAUGGUGCGGAGCACGCGGUUUUAUUCCAUUUUUGGUGUAAGCGUAAAUUGAUGGCAAGUGUGUUUCUGUGAAAUAUAUCUUGCAAGAAAA